Paramuricea clavata is the source of this 11869-nucleotide messenger RNA. The record is from the annotation of a GenBank genome assembly. NCBI's taxonomy places the organism in Eukaryota, Metazoa, Cnidaria, Anthozoa, Malacalcyonacea, Plexauridae.
UUUUAUUGUAUAAUGUUAUAUUAUUUCUAUGCUAUUAUUUCUGUGGUAUAAUGUUGCUACUUUCAAGUUUAAAUCUCAUUUGCGUAGUGGAUAAUUCCUUAAAAGUGAGAGCACCGACCACUUAUUAACCACUUAUUAACCACUUAUAACCACUUAUAAACCACUUAUUUUUUAGUUUUUAAUCUUAGAUGACGCAUAAGGAUGACGUCAUAAACCGAAUGUUUCCGAAGUAUAACCGAAGAUGGUUCGGACUUUUCCGAUCACGUCCGAUGAAAUAACCACCAAAAUUUCGAAUUAUUUUGCGACCAAAAGGGAAAAGACGGAAAUCCGUCGCUUGUGUCCCGCACAUGUUUGGAUUGUCAAAGUAUACAACUUUUAUAAAGAAAAUUAAAUCAAAAUUUAAAAAAAAAUGGUAAGGAAAUAAAGCUUUCAAACACGUUAGAAAUAUAGUAUAGAUAAUCAUAUUUCUGUACCUAAAAUUAUAGCGAAAUCGUACGUGUAUUUGUGAAGUUUUGUACUUUUGAAUCUGGGUCUCUUGAGAACUCGUAUUUUGUGUUUGAAGGUUUCCUUGAAUCCUGUACAAAUAUUCAAAGCCGGUGCGGACGAGGAGAAGGCAGAGACAGCUAGACUGGUAUGUUUUGUGCUUAAAUAUUUUGAUGUUUAUAUUUUUGUUUAUUCCUUGUGUAUAUAUAGUAAAUAUAGCAUGCAAGGGACAGCGGACACCUUAAGAUAAUUAAACUACACCCAUGGAGUAACCAGGGUUUUCUACCAGCCCAUCUUAUGAAGUAGUAGGCUAUCGUAAACCUCCGAAUACUAGCCCAAAUAUAAGCAUACCAUAUUCACUAACACUCAGGCCAUUCUGAAUAUAAUCCCCUGUGUAAGCCCUGGAGAUAUCCCAGGGUGCAUUCCAUGUGAACACUAUGCCAAAGAUAUGCCAAUAUUAACUAUAGAUAGUAUUGUAAUUUGCCAAACUUAUGCCGAAUUUCAGCGUAUUGCACUUAAAAUGGACCCUGGGAGAUAUCCCAACUUUGGUCAGAGUCCUCAAUGAUUCUUUCCAGUUGUGGGUCAAACUUAUGAUCCCAGAAGAUUGGGUCAUUCCAGAAAACAUCCAUACCACCCCCAUGAAGGAAAUAGGAACUACCCCCCCUACCCCCUUUGGAUGUCCUAAUACAUUUACUAUUAUCAGAAACAAUUUUUUCUCCCCUCCCCCUCCGGACGGCAGAAAUUUCCUCCGUGGGGGGAGUAUGGAUCUUUUCUGGAACAACCCAUUGCUCAGAUGUGUGACACUGUGUGACUGAACUAAAAUUACAAAACAGUAACUAAAACAAUAAAAUUAUAAUUAGUAAUGAACCUUUUGUUGCAUAAUUAGUCAUCGUUUGUUGGUGCUAUUGCAAUUGGCGAUCUCGUUAAAAGCACUCUGGGACCCAAAGGCAUGGUAAGUCCAAACAUGUUUGUUAUGAAUGAAAAGUACAUUGUAUCUUAAUUAUGUGGCUGUUUAGAUGGAAGCCGGUUGGGCCCGCUUAGCAAGACAGCCCAGUAAACGAGAUCUAGCUCGCUGUGUAGAUAUUUUUAUAGUAAGAAUUACUGUUUGUUUAUAUGGACAAGCGUGCUGGCCCGGUUGCUGAGAUCUGAACAAGCCAAGAUCUCGCUUAAUGGGAUGAAAAUUUCUCCAUAUAAACACUCACAAGCAGGCUAGCCCGGUUAAAAGAAUUCAUCCUGCCUACCGGGUCAGCCUGGUUUCCAUAUAAACAAUUCCCUAAGUCUGUUGCCAUGGCUUGUGUCUGAACUGAACUUUUUAAGCGAAUGGCUCUUGAAUGCCAUGAGGUUAGAAUUUUUUAACUAUAUUGUUCUACUUUCACCAGGACAAAAUCUUACAGUCUCUCGGUCAGAAUUGCGAUAUCCAAGUCACAAAUGAUGGAGCAACAAUCUUGAAAUCUAUCAGUAUUGAUAACCCUGCUGCCAAAGUUUUAGUGGGUAAUUAGUGACAAACAGUACUUAAUUCAUAUCAAGUACGCACAUAAAAAUCUCACAACUUGUCAAAAAGCUAGCAAGCUUGUCAACAAGUUCUAAAAACACCGUUAUUUUAUCAAAUUGCUACAUGGUUGUCACUCACAACUUGUGACAAAUUGUUGAAUUGCAAGAUGAUAACAAGUUGUUGGAACAACUUGUGACAAGUCUGUUGAGUUGAACAACCUUGUAGCAAGUUGUCAGUUCAAGCUGUAAAUGUGAACAUGUCCGAGGUUUACCACCUUGGCUAUUCUCUUCUAGUGCUUAUUGAAAUCCAACAAUUUGUCAGGUAAAUAUUUGUGCUAAACGUGAUGUCAAUUUGCAGAUAUUUCCAAAGUUCAAGAUGACGAAGUUGGAGAUGGCACGACCAGUGUGGUUGUGUUAGCUUGUGAACUUCUAAGGGUAAUAACAUUUCAUCCCAAUAUUGUUGAAUUCAAGAGGUGAACAGUCGCAGAUGAAACAUUGUCCACCUGGAAGAUUUGACCUCAACAGAUUUAGCCACAAUCAUUCAAGCUAAUCAAAACCUACAAAUAAUUGUUACAAAAUUGAACUUUCGCAUGAGAAUAGACAAGUUUUUUCUACAACUGUUCAGAACAGUUGUAGAACUGUUCAUCUUUACAUUUGCAUGACCAUAUUAUACAGAGCAAUGAUGAGAAACAUGAAUGCCGAAUCAUUUCCAACUGAUAUGUGGCAAGUUCUACAUGAUCUGAGCUCUGAAAUUUAUUCGAUUAAUUCGAAAUGUAUUUUUGAGACAUACAUUGGCAGACCUCAAAAUAUCAGAGCAUAGCAACCUUGUUCUGGGUAGAGUCUUUCCUCUUGGCCAGGGGAGAAAAUCCAAGAUGAAAAUCAAUAAAUACUUGAUAUUUGGAGGAUUUUUAUAGUUUAAUUUAUACAGUAGGUACACUGCAUUGUAGAGAUUGUGAUAGGUAAUUACAUAAUAAACAAAAUCCAACACUAACCCUUUUAACACUCUGAAAUUUUUUUCUUCCCUUGGGAGUUCAAGGGGUUGUACUGUAUGGAGAACCCCCCCCCCCCCGUCAGAUUAACCUAAACCUACAUUUCUCCUUCUAGGAAGCAGAGAAGUUAACAUCGUCAAAAUUUCAUCCCCAGACGACUAUCCUGGGAUGGCGCAAGGCUGUGAAAACAGCACAAGCCGCACUGGAGCAAUCCGCUGUAGACCACGGCAAGGAUGAUGCCAAGUUUCGAGAAGAUCUGAUGAAUAUUGCCAAGACCACUUUAAGUUCAAAAAUCUUGGUCCACCAGAAAGAUCAUUUUGCCAAACUUGCUGUUGAUGCUGUACUGAGAUUAAAGGUGUUGUGUUUGGAUAUUUUGUCCAGUACUACCUUUUGCAUAUGUAUUAUUAUACAGGGGGGAUCUAGCCUCUUCUGCAAGAAGGGGUGCAAGUUUUCCAUGGGGUGGUGCAUGAGGGAACCAUACAGCCCACUCUCCUCUGCAGUCUGGAACGAUACCAUCUCAAAAUUACCAUUAUUUGAGAUGGCCGAAUCUGCAUGUUCGCCGUUCUAUUACGUUUUACUGCACAUUAUUUUUUUGUUUAUAUCGGCUUUUUAUCACGUAUGCAUGACUGGACAGUUGCUGUAGCACAGUACAGUAAAUUUUCUUGUUAAAGUACAGUAUAUUUAUGGCUGCAUAACAACCUGGACAAUGGACAUGCAUGUUUACAUAUUUAACCAUGAUAUUGAACUAAAACCAUUCUGUAUUUUUUCGUGCAUGAGCUCACAAAUCAAUUAAAUCAUUACAAGAAAUUGACACGCGCUAACAGUAGAAGUUCCGCUAUUUGAAAAGCAGAACAAAUGUAUGGUCAAGCAUAUUUUUUAGAUGCACAUUUAAAAACAAAGAAUUGAAUUUUGUAGGGAAGUGGAAACCUAGAAGCAAUUCAAAUCAUUAAGAAACUUGGUGGCAAUCUGGGUGACUCGUAUUUAGACGAAGGUUUUCUGCUUGAUAAGAAGAUUGGCGUUAACCAACCAAAGCGAAUGGAAAAUGUUAAAAUAUUGAUUGCAAAUACAUCUAUGGAUGCCGAUAAAAUAAAGGUUAUAUCAGUGUUUGAGUGGACGUCUAGGAAAAACAGUUUAGAACUGAUAGAGCUAUCCAGUAUAAAUAAAGUUAGUUUAGUUUAGGUUUCCUCCUUUAGUAACACUGGAUCAAUAAGAGAUGAUCCUUACUGGACCUCUAGGAAGAACAGUUAAGAACUGGUAGAGCUAUCCAGUAUAAAUAAAGUUAGUUUAGUUUAGGUUUCCUCCUUUAGUAACACUGGAUCAAUAAGAGAUUACUCUUACUGGAUCACUAGGAAGAACAGUUAAGAACUGAUAGAGCUAUCCAGUAUAAAUAAAGUUACUUUAGUUCAGAUUACCAUAGUAUAUAAUAUGAUAGGUUGAUUGACUACAAGUAUAAUGUAAAUUCCAGGUUUUUGGUUCAAGAGUACGGGUCGAUUCUACAGCAAAAAUUGCCCAGUUAGAACUGGCUGAAAAGGUAGCUAUAUAACUUUGAGAUUUGAUUUUCAUUUACGAUUUGAUUUUUGAUAAUAAUAAAUUUUUUUUCCACCAUUUUUUCCAUUUUUUAGGAAAAAAUGAAAGAUAAAGUUCAAAAUAUUUUAAAACAUGAUAUAAACUGUUUCAUAAACAGGUUCGUUUGUGAACGUAACUUCGACGUAAUCAAAUUUAUUUUAAAAUACCAUCUUAGAAUUUUAUUCGUAGGUUUGAUUAACCCAUAAGUGGCAAUGCUUCCUGAUGCGCUCUACUUUAUUAUUUUGCUCUGUCCAACGCCAGACAAUUUUACUCUUCUGGAAAGGGAGGGGUCUGCUACUCGAUGGGUUGAACCCUAAUUUCAUUAUUUUCAUUCCUAGGCAACUUAUAUACAACUAUCCUGAGCAGUUAUUUGCAGAUGCAGGAGUGAUUGCAAUAGAGCAUGCUGAUUUUGAGGGAGUGGAGCGCUUGGCUCUUGUCUUAGGUUCAGAAAUUGUUUCAACCUUUGGAAAACCUGAACUGGUUAAACUUGGUCAUUGUAAACUCAUUGAAGAGGUUAUGAUUGGAGAAGAUCAGGUUAGUGAUGGUGAUGAUGAUGAUGAUGGUGGUGAUAAUGAUGGUGAUGGUGAUGAUGGUGGUGGUGAUGAUGAUGAUGAUGAUGAUGAUGAUGAUGAUGAUGGUGGUGGUGAUGAUGAUGGUGAUGAUGGUGAUGAUGGUGGUGAUGAUGAUGAUGAUGAUGAUGAUGAUGGUGAUGGUGAUGGUGAUGAUGAUGAUGGUGGUGAUGAAGAUGAUGGUGAUGAUGGUGGUGGUGAUGAUGAUGAUGAUGAUGAUAAUGAUGAUGGUGGUGGUGAUGAUGAUGGUGAUGAUGGUGAUGAUAGUGGUGAUGAUGAUGAUGAUGAUGAUGAUGAUGAUGGUGGUGGUGAUGAUGAUGGUGAUGAUGGUGGUGGUGAUGAUGAUGAUGGUGGUGGUGAUGAAGAUGAUGGUGAUGAUGGUGGUGGUGAUGAUGAUGGUGAUGAUGGUGGUGGUGAUGAUGGUGGUGGUGAUGAUGAUGAUGGUGGUGAUGAAGAUGAUGGUGAUGAUGGUGGUGGUGAUGAUGAUGAUGGUGGUGGUGAUGAAGAUGAUGGUGAUGAUGGUGGUGGUGAUGAUGAUGGUGAUAAUGGUGGUGGUGAUGAUGGUGGUGGUGAUGAUGAUGAUGGUGGUGAUGAAGAUGAUGGUGAUGAUGGUGGUGGUGAUGGUGAUGAUAGUGGUGAUGAUGGUGGUGGUGAUGAUGGUGGUGAUGAUGAUGGUGGUGAUGAUGGUGGUGGUGAUGAUGGUGGUGAUGAUGGUGGUGGUGAUGAUGGUGGUGAUGAUGAUUGUAGUGAGGAUUGUGAUGGUUGUGCUGACAAUAUUUGUUUAAAUUAUUAGUUUAAUAUAUCAUUUUAGUUAAUCCAUUUCUCUGGUUGUGCUCUGAACGAGGCAUGCACAAUCGUAAUACGUGGAGCUACGCAACAGAUUUUGGAAGAGGCAGAACGCUCGCUUCACGAUGCUUUGUGCGUCCUAACACAAACUGUCAAAGAAACUCGAACGGUAUUUGGCGGAGGUAGGGCACUCAUGAACAUUGACUGCAUUUAUAAAUACACACGGAUUCGUUCUGACAAAAUUGGACAAUGAAAGAUAGUCCCCGCCUGUGAAUAAAGACAAUACGAACUACAGACAACAAGCCGUCAACAAGUUGUGUUCGCAUUGCUUGUCCCAAAUUGUCAACAAGUUUGGAACAAGCUGUUAACAACUUGUAACUUGUUGAUAUUAUCAGACUUGUUGCAAGGUUGUUCCAACAAUUCCGAUACAGUCAUGGUAUAACAAUAUUAGGGCCAUUUAUACGGGACAAAAUAAGACGCGACUUACAUAAGACGCGACUUAAAUAAGACGCGAGUUUGUCGUAUAAAAGGUACAAAAUUCUUAUGUAACUAAGAACAGGACUUUUAGCUGUUUUUAUUUAAGUCGCACCUUAAAUAAGAAAUUUUAGACAAAAAUUGUAACUACACAUGCCCGAAACUUGAAACAACGUAAAAUUAUUAGCCUUGCAUAUUCGAACAAAAACAACCGAAACAACAUUAUAGCUAUAGCAAGUAAAUAAGAAUAAAUCCGUAGAGAACCAUUUAUGCGAUAACUCAGCUUAUAUAAGACGCGUCUUAUGUAAGACGCGACUUAUUUUGUCCCGUAUAAAUGGCCCUAAUGUUACAACCUUGUGUGGUCAACCUUGUAACAUUCUUGUUAUAUCAUGACUAUAUCAGACUUGUUAGAAGUCUGAUAAUGCCUUCUCAAAUUCAUUAAUAAUUCAUGAGUAAUUCAGCCAAUGUUAAUCACCUAUUUGAUCACAAGAUGCCAUUUGGAUACUUGAUGAAAGUCACUAGUGUUUUCAUCAAAUAUCUUAAUUACGCAUGCAAAAUUACUUAAAUAGAAUUCCUAAUUACGUUAUGCUUGGUUAAGAAUUCUAUUCAAAUCAGCAAACGAAAACAUUCUGUUACGUCUCGAUUCAUUUGAGAAGCCAUAUAAACAACUCGAGCUCGUGUCUCACCGGGAUAUCAAACACUCGAAAACAAUGUAUGAAAACACUCGCGCUUCGCGCUCGUGUUUUCAUACAUUGCUUUCUCGUGUUUGGAUAUCCCGGUGAAACACUCGCUCUCGUUGUUCAUAUAUUACAUCAAGCUUGUUACAAGUUGUUAGUAGCUUGUUUCAAACUUGUUACAACAACUGGGAACAAGCAGUGCGAACACAACUUGUUGACAGAUUUUGUAACAACUUAUUUGCAGACCUGUAGCAACUUGUCAACAAGUUGUAACAAUGUUGUUAUUUUAUCAAGUUGCUACAAGGUUGUCAUUCACAACUUGAUGACAAAUUGUUGAAUUGCAGAACGAUAACAAGUUGUUGCAACAACCUGUAACAAGUCUGUUGAGCUCAACAACCUUGUACCAAGUUAGCCGUUGACAACUUGUCAACAAGCUGGGAACACGCAGUGCGUACACAUCCUGUUGACAAGUUGUUUUGUUAUAACUUGUGCGUUCUUAAAAGCAUAACAAAUUUUGGUCAUUUUCCAGGUGCUUCCGAAAUGCUUAUGGCAAAAGCUGUCAGUCAUUUGGGGUCGAAAACGCCAGGAAAAGAGUCGAUAGCUAUUGAGAGCUUUGCCAACGCUUUAAGACAGGUAAACAUGUGCAAUUUAUAAUUGUUAAUAACUGAGAGCGGGGCGGAUUUAGCCCCAUUUGCAAGGAGGGGUGCAGGUUUUCUAUGGGGUGGUGCACGAGGGAGCCUUACUGCCCAAUCUCCUCUGCAGUCUGCAACACUACGUCCCAACAUUACCAUUAUCUAGCCUCCUCUGCAGGCAUCUCGUGGUUCACUACAAAGUCGGCGAGAUGCCCGCCAAUCUAAAGGCGAUACCUGCGGAGAAUGCUAACCAUUAUCUGAGAUGGCCGAAUCUGCAAUCGCCGUUCUGUCACGUUUCACAUUAUCUUUUGUUUAUAAAGUUUAUAUCUGCUUUUUAUCAUGUAUGCGUGACUGGACAGUAUAACAAACUCGACAUGUUUAACCAUGAUAUUUUAGAGUAUUUUCUCGUGAGAUCACAAAUUGUUUCAUCGUUUCAAGAAAUCGACACGCGCUAACAGUAGAAGUUCCGCUAAUCGCUAGUCGAAAAGCAGAAAAUGUAUGAUCAAGCAGAUUUUUUACGGUGGUGGUGAAGUGUGUGUAUUUCUUCACGUAUAGAUUCCCAUUAUAAUUGCUGAUAAUGCAGGCUAUGACAGUGCACACUUGGUUUCUCAAUUGAGGGCAAAACACAGCGAUGGAGAAAAUCGAUAUGGCUUAGGUAUGACUCCAGUGACUUGCUUUUAACCCUGCCUCCUCCGCAGGCCCUCGUUGCGUCAUGGGAAGGUCACAAUCUGGCGAGGGCCUGCGGAAUCUUGUAAAAAAAAUGGCGCCGGUGUCACGUCAGCAAGUAAAUUUCUACAUAAUCUUGAAUAUAAACAAUUAUGAAAAAGCGGCGUGAAACUUGUAAAUUAUACUGGCGACUCUUAGGACGUGGAAGGAAGCAUUUUUUAACGAUAAGGUUUGUUGUCCACACCAACGUUGCACAAAUAAAACUGCCUUCUUUAACAAAGCAGGUUCAAAACAACAUUAAUUCAUUUUACAAGAUUCCGCAGGCCCUCUCGAAAUCGUCACCUUCCCAUGACACAACGAGGGCCUGCGAAGGAGGCAGGUUUUAACCCAUUAAGGUGCAUAACCCUUUAAAGCCUGCUUUCCAUGCAUAUGUUCGUAAAAAUUUUGUCGCGAUCUUUCUCAACAGCCAGUUUAGAAUAGUUUAUACCUGUGAAACAAAUCAUAAGUAUUCUCUAGUUAUAAUCACUCCGCGUAUUUUUACUUCAAAAGUGUUGUAUUUGGGCUCAUGAGAAAGAUCGUGACUCAAUCUUUACGACCGUUACGAGCAUAUGGAAACCAGGCUUUAUUUUAGUUUUAUUUUGUAGUUUACACAGUUAGCAAUCUUUUUAAAUGUAUCUGGCGGUUGAGAAACACAAAAUAAUAAUGAAAUAUUGUCAAGUAAAUUAUCACUUUCGCCGAGGGCAACAACGGCGGUCGAGGGGCCACAAAACACACUGCUUUCCCGAGGUCUCAGUAAAUAAGUGUUUUGUUACAUAGUAUAUAAGUGUCGAAGUAUGAAUAAUUCACCGGUUAUUGGAGUGAACUUAAUUUGAAACUAAAACUGGAUAAAUGGAACGCCGUAAAUGUUUAGUAAAAAGUUUAAAAAAUGAACUUUGGAACUUCAUGGUUGACACGCAUGCGUAUUGCACCCAUUUUAUUAUUGACCAGUCAAUGUUUCAUUGCGGACCGGUUGCCGAACAUGGACCGGCACGUGACACGGUUUUGACCAAUCGGCAAACAGAAAAAUUGAACUUUGACACUAACUAUAUAACAAAUACAAUUAUAAUUGAUGCUGAAAAAUUGACGCUAUAUAUUUAUACAGCAAUGUAACUUGCUGAACUUCAGACAUCAUUUUCUCUUUGGCGUACCAUCUAAAAUCUCUUCAUUUUAGCAUUAUUUUACAGAUAAAGCACUAAAUAUACUUUUUAAGUUUGUUUGCCGCUUGAGAAAUGUAUCAAAAAUUUAUAAAAUUGAAUAUGUACAUGCAUAUUUUUUGUUUCCAAGAUAUGCGAACAGGGGUGAUAGGUAAUAUGGUGGAACUGGGUAUCACAGAAUCUUAUAAAGUCAAGCUGCAAGUUUUGCUGUCAGCCGCAGAAGCUGCUGAAAUGAUAUUGCGAGUCGACGAUAUUAUCAAGGCUGCUCCAAGGUACAACACAUGCUAUACAGUAGGUUUAACUAAGCGCUGUGCUGGUGAGCCUGCAGUCCUCGCACUGAGACCACGUUAACACUAUACACGCGAGAACACACAAGUUGUAACAAAUGCUGUUCCAACAACUUGUAGUAAUGCACAACUUGUAGUAAUGCUGUUCCAACAACUUGUCGACAGGAUGUGUUCGCACUGCUUGUUCCUAGCUUGUUGAGAACUUGCUACAAGGUUGCUGAGCUCAACAGACUUGUUACAAGUCGUUCCAACAACUUGUUAUCGUCCUGCAAUUCAACAAUUUGUCAACAUCUUAUUGAGUAGCAAUCUUGCAGCAACUUGAUAAAAUAACAUCAUUGUUACAACUUGUUGACAAGCUUGCUACAAGCCUGUUGCGAACACAUCUUGUUGACAAGUUGUGAGAUUUUUACGUGUGUUGAAAACGAUUUUUGCGUCGGAGCGAAAUUGUCGUAACAAUUUAAGCGCGGUUUCUGAACGGAGCGAGAUGGCGGCUUCGUGUCAACACAAACGCCGUUACUUUUUUAUACCGCUUGCAAACCAAACAUCUCAGCUCUCAAAACAGGAAAUUCGAAUGCUUUUCGUUUUGGUCUCCUUUGCUCUAUUUGAAAUGUUUUGACUUCACAAGAGUGCUGAUUUAAUUUGUAAACAAAUUAUUAACGGUGUAUUGUAAACACGUAAAUUCUCCGGGUAUUAUUUCUCUCCAGUGUAGCGCGAACGCACUCUGAGAAAAAUAUUGUUCAUUCUGGGUUUUUUUUUUCAUUUCAGACAACGUAAUCCACGCGAGGACUAUUGUGGAUAAAUAUGGAUAUGUAAAGUUGCAUACGAGAAAGCAUAAUAUAAACGUUUUAAUUAAAGAAGACACUAAAAUGUUCUAGUGUUCAUGAAAGUGUGAUAAUAAAUGUUACGAAGUAUGAUUGAUUUUUUGUUUUAAGUGUAUGUUUAGGGGCUGAUCACUUCGGGAGUUUUUCAGCCCGAGUUGAAUUCUAGAUUCCCCUUAUUACGUUUUCGUAGCGCUUUGCAUUGUGGUUAUAGUGGUAUCACUGAUAAAGAUAGCGGCCUCGAAUGAAAAAAUUGAAUGUUUUCGCGAAUAUUUUUCCAUUGGCUAUCGCGCACCUGACCCUAGCUUUUUUAAAAGUUCUUGCACGGGUCAGGACAAAAAUAAGCCAUCUUGAAUAUCAGUGAUACCACUAUAACCACAAUGCAAAGCGCUACGAAAACGUAAUAAGGGGGAAUCGUCAAUUGCCACUCGAUUAACGGAGCUGUUUCACGAUUACAUGGCAAAUUUCAGCCCGGGAUGAGUUGGAAUUUCAGUUGAAACCGGGGUGAAAUUUCAGCCUCAAAAUGAAACUGUUCUCCGGGGCCUGUUCACACUAAUAUCGAUCUGAGAUCGAUCUGACAAUGUAGUGUGAACAGGCCCAUAACUUCUGCGAUACUGUAAUUGCAUUUAAAAAUAGAACAGACACAAAUAAAUAGAGGAUAUUACACGGCGGCGCGAAGAUACGACUUUUAUCAUCGAGUGGUGAAAACAAUAUUUUACGAACGAGCGCAGCGAGUGAGUAAAAUAUUGUUUUUAACACUCGAAGAUAAAAGUCAUAUCUUCAAGCCACCGUGUAAUGUUGUAUAAAUACUAUAGUAAAAGUCACGUGAUCGAUAUCUUCACUUUAAAUGCUGUUUUUUCAAGCCGGGUUGGAAUGUCCCGUUUUCUUUGUGUUUUCUAAUUUGUUCCACCCGAAAAAUCACAAGACAAAGAAAAAUUCCGCUUCGUGCGGAAAAUUCCGCCUAGUGGAAAACAGCCUUUACAGGUAAACUACGUGAAGCGUUCCUCUUUUGACUUCCUAACUCACUUGGAAUUUUCCUCAUUAGCUUUGCAAAUUUGAAAAAUCUUUGCAAAUCCCUUGAGGGAAUUUACAAUGUUCCUAUCGGCUGUUGUAAUAUUCCAAUGUAAAAAAGUUGUUUUGUUAGCCAAUUGCAACGCGCAGAACAGAACAGAACAGGAAGUUAGGAACUUGUAACAGGAAGUCAAGAACUUCUAACAGGAACUGAGGAAAAUUUAAUU